UUAUUAUUCAGGUGACAGUAAUUGGGUCUUUUACCCUAUGUUUUGCUCAAGAAAGUUAAAUUUUUUAAAUGAUUUUAAGUAAUUUACAUUACGACUAAGCAACAAUGAUAUAUAUAUAUUAAAUUAAGAAACAUAUUCCGCACGAUUUAGCUGUGUAAUUACAAGUAUACAACGCUCAACAGCUUCGUGUGUUUUCGUAAUAUUUACAUGUAAAAUGUGUGGCAUAUUUUGUUGCAUACAUCACCCCGAAAAUGUUUCCGAGUCUUUCAAACAGUGGAACUUGUGCAAAGACGUAAUAACUGCGCGAGGACCAGAUAGUUUGCAGGAAAAACAUAUUUUGCUCAAUCACAAAUGGCAAGGAUACUUUGCUGCCGCAGUUUUGUGGAUGCGAGGACCAAAAAUAGUAACACAGCCAAGAAUAGAUAAUAAUGAUAACUUGCUGCUUUGGAACGGAGAUCUCUUCUCAGGUUGUUUGGCCAAAGAUGGUGUUUCGGAUACAGAUGUGAUAGCAGAUGAAUUGCGGUCAACCACAGAUAUUUUAUCUGUCUUACAGAAGAUCGAAGGUCCUUACAGUUUGAUAUAUUAUCAAAAAUCGAACGCAACAUUAUAUUUUGGACGAGAUAUCAUUGGGCGACAUAGUUUGCUCGUAAAAAUAGAUAACGAAACUAAUUCGUUGACUUUGGCUUCGGUUGCAAAUAAAAAUAUGAAAGGAAUGAUGGAAGUGCCGGCUAUAGGUAUCUUUGCAGUAAAUUUAAAUAGUUCACAAAUAAACUUAGCGUGUUAUCCGUGGAGAGAACCCGAUUUGAGAUUCACGGAUAUUAUUGAAGCGUUAGAGACACAUUUGAAUAUAGAUAUUAAUAUCAGAAAAACUAUAUCGAAACAUCCUGUGUCACUGACAAAUUUACAUCUGCAUCCUGAUUCAAAAGAUGUGGAAUAUUUAGAAAAUGUGCCGUACAGUAGAGAUUUCGGCAAGAUAUUGCGACAGUUAUUGGAGAAUCAAAAAGUAAGCGAGAGAGUUGAGCGCUUGAAAGAAUUGUUGCAACAAUCUGUAAAAGUUAGAGUAGAGAAAAAACCAAAUUAUUGCAAGGACUGUGUAAAGAUUGUAUUAAAUGGCGGAAGUGUUGUUUGUGCGCACUCCAAAAUUGGCAUAUUGUUCUCCGGUGGUUUGGACUCUGCAAUUUUGGCAGCGAUCGUUGACAAAUAUGUUCCGGACGAGGAAAGCAUCGAUCUCAUUAACGUCGCGUUCGAAAAGUCUGUGAAAACUCAAAAAGUAAAUGAUGCAAAUGAUGAAGAAAAUAAAACCCAGAAAUAUGACGUGCCGGACAGAAAAACUGGGCGACAAACGUACUCGGAAUUGUUGCGAAUUUGCUCCAACAGAAAAUGGAAUCUCGUAGAAUGUGACAUUGCGCAAUCGGAACUGCAUGCGUAUCGUGGUUCGCGAAUUUGCGAUUUGCUGUAUCCGUUGUGUACGAUUCUAGAUGAGAGUUUGGGAUGCGCCAUGUGGUUUGCUAGUCGCGCCAAAGGCGUUUUGUAUCCGAGUAACGAAACGUACGAGUCCCCAUGCAGGAUAUUACUCCUGGGUAUGGGCGCGGAUGAAUUGUUCGGUGGAUACAUGAGACACAGGACUAUAUUGAGACACGAGGGAUGGGACUCGUUGGUACAAGAAUUAAAUCUCGAAUUGGCCAGAAUUUCGGAGAGAAAUUUAGGACGGGAUGAUCGGGUUGUUUCCGAUCAUGGCAAACAGUCUCGCUUGCCUUAUCUAGAUGAACAUUUGAUCACAUACGUACAACAGUUAAAACCAUGGGACAGGUGUUAUCCGACCGAAAAAAUGCCACCCGGAUUGGGAGAUAAAUUAUUGUUGCGUUUACUGGCUUGCGUAAUUGGUUUUCAGAACACAGCUACUUUUCCUAAAAGAGCUUUUCAGUUUGGCUCGAGAAUUGCGAAUGGUAAAGAAAACGCAAAUGAUGUAUCAAAUAGAUUGUAAAAUGUAAGUAUAUUUUAGUAUUUUUAUACAAGUUUUUUUUUUAUAUACAUUUACAUUAAAAAACUCAUCUAUACGCA
Messenger RNA from Pseudomyrmex gracilis, 2061 nucleotides. Its product is annotated as asparagine synthetase domain-containing protein 1. The record is from RefSeq and is a predicted model, not a curated record. The coding region runs from base 215 to 1984 and encodes 589 amino acids. Gene Ontology annotation, molecular function: asparagine synthase (glutamine-hydrolyzing) activity. The transcript is spliced from 5 exons. Lineage: Eukaryota; Metazoa; Arthropoda; Insecta; Hymenoptera; Formicidae.